Ananas comosus (pineapple) is the source of this 1689-nucleotide messenger RNA. Its product is annotated as anti-sigma-I factor RsgI6-like. The record is from RefSeq and is a predicted model, not a curated record. The transcript is spliced from 6 exons. Gene Ontology annotation, biological process: carbohydrate metabolic process. NCBI's taxonomy places the organism in Eukaryota, Viridiplantae, Streptophyta, Magnoliopsida, Poales, Bromeliaceae. The coding region runs from base 1 to 1689 and encodes 562 amino acids. Gene Ontology annotation, molecular function: hydrolase activity, hydrolyzing O-glycosyl compounds.
AUGUCAAGCCUAAGACGAUACCAAACUACCAUCUUCCACACUAACAACUCUUUUUACCAUACCCAGUGCUUAGCUGAGCCACUGAAACCGCAGUAUGGCGGGGGGAUCAUCCGCAAUCCCGAGUUUAACGCCGGCCUGAGAGGAUGGUCAAACUUCGGCUUUUCAACAGAUGCUACGAGGGCCUCCGCAAGCGGCAACAGAUUUGCAAUUGUCCACAGCAGAAGAAAACCUUAUCAGAGUGUCUCCCAGAAAGUAUACCUGCACAAAGAGAAACUCUACACUCUCUCUGCUUGGGUACAGAUAAACAAAGGAAAUGCAGUCGUCGGAGCUGUAUUUAAGACGACCAGCGAUGGAUUUGUUCACGCCGGCUUGGUCGAAGCCAAAUCAGGUUGCUGGUCCAUGCUGAAAGGAGGGCUCACUGUAAAGACUGCAGGACCAGCAGAACUAUAUUUCGAGAGCAAAAACACAACAGUAGACAUAUGGGUGGACAGUGUCUCCUUGCAACCAUUUACCGAAGAGCAGUGGAGAGCUCACCAAGAAGAGAGCAUCAAUAAGGUUCGCAAGAAGACGGUGAGAUUUCAAGCCAUAGAUGCCAAAGGAAACACCAUACCUGGAGCAAACAUCUCGAUCCAACAAACCAGAUCGGGAUUUCCCUUCGGCUCAUCUACCAAUGAGAACAUCAUCAACAAUGCAGCAUACCAGAACUACUUCGCCUCUCGCUUCACUGUAACCACAUUCGAGAAUGAGAUGAAGUGGUAUGACACAGAGUACAUGCCAGGUAAAGAGGACUACUCUAAAGCCGAUGCCAUGCUCGCCUUCACUAAAAAACACAACAUUCUGGUCAGAGCGCACAACAUCUUCUGGGAUGACCCAAAAUACCAAAUGGGAUGGGUGAACUCUCUCAACAAAACACAGCUCUGGAGCGCCACGUGGAAUAGAAUCAACUCAAUUAUGUCGAGAUACAAAGGCCAGGUCAUUGCUUGGGAUGUAGUAAAUGAGAACCUCCAUUUCUCAUACUUUGAAGAUAAACUCGGAACAGAUGCAUCAAAGGUUUUUUACCAAGAAGCUCAUAAGCUCGAUGCCAAUACAAUGAUGUUCUUGAAUGAGUAUAAUACACUUGAGGUGCCUCAAGAUUGGGUUGCGAGCCCAAGUAACUACCUUCAGAAGCUAAGGGAGAUACAGUCAUAUCCUGGCAAUAGUGCGAACAUGGCGAUAGGGCUGGAGAGCCACUUCGGCGUACCGGAUAUUCCUUUUAUGAGAUCGGCUCUUGAUGUUCUUGCAAAUGCAAAGGUGCCCAUUUGGCUUACAGAGGUGGAUUGCGCAAACGAUACAAAUCAGCCAAAAUAUUUGGAAGAAAUCUUGAGAGAAGCUUACGCUCACCCGGCUGUCCAAGGGAUCGUAAUGUGGACGGGCUGGCAUCCAGGACCGUGUGACAAGAUGUGCUUGACGGACUCCAACUUCAAGAACACGCCCGCUGGAAAUGUAGUUGACAAGCUAAUUGCUGAGUGGAAGACUAGACAAGCAGUAGGCUCGACAGAUAAAAAUGGUUACUUUGAAACCCAACUCUUCCAUGGAGACUAUGACAUUAUCAUCAGCCAUCCAUCUGUGAAUUCCUCAUUGCAGAGCUUGAAAGUGGAUUCUGGAACUCGGUAUGAAUAUAUGAUCCAGAUCCAAGAAAUAAGCAUUUAA